This is a messenger RNA of Eurypyga helias (sunbittern), 2375 nucleotides long. RefSeq names its product CAS1 domain containing 1 (gene CASD1). NCBI's taxonomy places the organism in Eukaryota, Metazoa, Chordata, Aves, Eurypygiformes, Eurypygidae. Bases 76 to 2265 code for a protein of 729 amino acids. The transcript is spliced from 17 exons. Gene Ontology annotation, cellular component: Golgi membrane. Gene Ontology annotation, molecular function: N-acetylneuraminate 9-O-acetyltransferase activity. The record is from RefSeq and is a predicted model, not a curated record.
GGUGGGGACACGUGUGAAUAUCUUCUGUCCAGUGGAAGAUUUCUUGGAGAAAAAGUAUGGCAGCCCCACAGUUGUAUGAUGCAUAAGUAUAAAAAUAGUGAAGCAAAACAAUGCCUCAUAGACAAACAUAUUGUGUUUAUAGGAGAUUCUAGAAUUCGACAGCUGUUCUAUUCAUUUAUAAAACUCAUAAAUCCUCAAGUCAGAGAAGAAGGAAAUAAGCAUGGAAAUAUCCCUUUUGAAGAUAAAUCUGCUUCAAUUAAAGUGGAUUUCCUGUGGCAUCCAGAAGUUAAUGGCUCUAUGAGGCAACGUAUCAAAUCUUGGACAGAGGGUUCUGUGGCAAAACCUCAUAUAAUUGUAGCAGGAGCUGCCACGUGGUCUAUCAAGAUUCACAAUGGCAGCAAUGAAGCCCUCACACAAUACAAAAUAAAUAUCACUUCAAUUGCACCUCUUUUGGAAAAAUUAGCAAAAAGUAGCGAUGUUUACUGGGUCUUACAAGACCCUGUUUACGAAGAUAUGCUGAGUGAAAGUCGGAAAAUGAUCACUAAUGAGAAAAUAGAUGCUUAUAACGAAGCAGCUGUUCGUAUUCUGAACAGCAGCUCCCGAAAUUCCAAAGCUAAAGUUAAAAUGUUCAGUGUAUCAAAAUUGAUAGCACAAGAAACUAUCAUGAAGUCUGCAGAUGGCUUGCAUCUCCCUGAAUCAAGCAGAGAUACAAAUGCGAUGAUUCUCAUGAAUGUCUACUGCAAUAAGAUAAUGAAGCCCAUUGAUGGCUCCUGCUGCCAGCCUCAGCCUCCUCUCACUUUGAUACAGAAGUUAGCUUUCUGUUUCUUUACCUUGUCCAUUAUUGGAUAUUUAAUUAUCAAUUUCAUUCAUCGGAAUAAUUUUCGGAAGAACAAAUCGUGCACUGAUUUGGAAAGCGGAGAGGAGAAGAAACCUGCCAUCAGCACUCCUAAUGUUUCUACUUUAGAGAUGCUCUUACACUCCUUCUGCAAACUUGGUCUAAUCAUGACCUAUUUUUAUCUGUGUGACAGAGCAAAUCUUUUCAUGAAGGAAAAUAAAUUUUAUACACAUUCAUCUUUCUUCAUACCAAUCAUCUAUAUCUUGGUUUUGGGUGUAUUUUAUACCGAAAAUACCAAAGAGACUAAAGUGUUAAAUAGAGAACAGACUGAUGAAUGGAAGGGCUGGAUGCAACUUGUUAUUUUGAUUUAUCAUAUCUCUGGAGCAAGCACUUUUUUGCCUGUGUAUAUGCACAUUCGAGUUCUGGUUGCUGCGUAUCUGUUCCAAACAGGUUAUGGACACUUCUCAUAUUUUUGGAUAAAAGGAGACUUUGCUGUAUACAGAGUGUGUCAGGUUUUAUUUCGUCUCAAUUUCCUGGUGGUGGUACUGUGCAUAGUGAUGGACCGACCUUACCAGUUCUACUACUUUGUGCCGUUAGUCACUGUCUGGUUUAUGAUCAUUUAUGCCACCUUAGCUGUAUGGCCUCAGAUAGUCCAGAAGAAAGCAAAUGGGAAUUGCUUAUGGCACUUUGGUUUGCUGCUGAAACUGAUUUGCCUUCUGACAUGUAUAUAUUUUCUGUCAUAUUCUCAGGGCGCGUUUGAGAAGGUGUUUUCUUUUUGGCCACUGUCGAAGUGUUUUGAACUGAAUGGGAAUGUUUAUGAAUGGUGGUUUAGGUGGAAACUGGAUCGCUACGUGGUUUUUCAUGGGAUGCUGUUUGCUUUUAUUUAUCUGGCACUGCAGAAACGUCAGAUGAUAUCGGAAGGAAAGGGAGAUCCUCUUUUCUCCAGCAGAGUUUCAAAUGUUUUAUUAUUUAUUUCAAUUGUAUCCUUUUUGACCUAUUCUGUUUGGGCUAGUAGCUGUAAAAACAAAACCGAGUGCAAUGAACUACAUCCUUCUGUUUCUGUGGUGCAGAUUUUGGCUUUCAUCCUCAUCAGGAACAUUCCUGGAUAUGCCCGGUCUGUGUACAGCUCAUUCUUUGCCUGGUUUGGCAAAAUUUCUCUAGAGCUUUUCAUUUGCCAAUACCACAUUUGGCUGGCAGCAGACACAAAGGGGAUCUUGGUGCUCAUUCCUGGCUAUCCGAUGUUUAACGUUCUUGUCAGCACUUUUAUCUUUGUGUGCGUGGCACAUGAGAUUUCUCAGAUCACUAACGAUCUAGCGCAGGUCGUGGUUCCGAAAGAUAACUCCGCUCUGCUGAAGAGGUUGCUGUGCGUAGCUGGGUUUUUUUCUGGACUGCUCCUCUUCUCUGCAACGCAAGAGCAGUCAAGGCAUUAACCUGGUGAGAUUCUUGGGAACUUUCCUCAGGCUUACUUUGUGUCUGCCUGAAUAAGAACACUCACCUGGAGGUACAAGAAGACGUUUAAAUGAAGCGUGUGGAAAAUGUA